GAAAAUUCCGGAAGUUGCUGACACGUUUCCAUGCGCUGGGCGCUCCUGUGGUCGCGGAAGCGGGACGAAACAGGAUUCAAAGAUGAGGGAGUCAACACUGGCAGCCGAUUCUGUUGCGCGAAGCGCGAAGGAAGUCAAUCCCCGCGAGAUCUUUGCUCACGACGCGGAGCUUCGUACCGGCGAACGUGUAUAUUGCCUUUCGGGCCAAGUCGCUCGGGAAAAGCCACAGCUGUGACUGGAUGUUCCAGAGUCCACACUCGAAUGCCUGAACCCGGUUCUGUACGAGAGGCUGGGUGCGGACAUGAGCGUAUCUGCUGCCAAGAUGCUGCCGAGAGGCCCAUUUGUUUAUCGGUCUUUAUGGCCUCGCCUGUUUUGGGCCACUGUUUCCAACUCCUAUCUCUUCUUCGGCCAGUCAUGGUAAGCCUCGGAUUUGCCGGUGGCAGAAGCGUAUGCUGCAAGACGGGAAUUCUUGUCUCUGGGACGAGCGAUUGCGCCGCGUUCUCAAUGGAGUUUUUACUCACAUCGAUGUGGGACUUGCGGUGCCUAGAAGAGCCGAUUGACUGAUGAGAUCAGCGGUUUGUUCUCCAACAGUCGCUGUUUUGAAUUUGAUCCUUCAAAAGGUUGCAUACGAUUGUCGACCUUGUUUCGUUUGGAUUGUAGAAUGCCUAGGGUUUUAUGUUUGUGGCUUGGCGUCAAUCGAUCUUUAGUCUUGCUGUGGGUGAGGAAUGCUAUGUCCUUCUCGCAUCGGAUGGCCUCAGUGGCUGGGCUGAGAGCAGGUCAAGGGUUAUAACGUCGAUUGAUAGGGGUCGAUUGAUAGGCACAACAUUUGCUGCUCAGGCUGCUGGCUCUCCGUGGGCUGAUUCGUUGACCGGGAAGCUGAAGGAGCUCGCCUGCAAUGGAUUACCCUUUCCCCUCACCUCCCUCUAGUGUCCACUCUUAUGGAAGGAGGAGAACGAUCAGAAAGGUUCCCAAAGUUCUGGGGAAGGUUUUGGUGAAGGGGGUCUCGAAGCUGGCCAGGCAUUUCAGCGGUGACCACGAAGCUCUGGAGAAGGGGGCGAUGGUAAUGGCCGCUCUGGCGGAAGCACAGAAGGACGGGGCAAUUCUGGAGUCGUUCCCUCCCAUUCUAGCGACGUUAGUGGAGCCGCUGCUCCAGGAUGAGAACCAGAGGAUACAAGAGCAAUGUGCCAAGGCCAUUGCCAUAGUGGCAGCCCAAGUGGAUCCAGAGAUUUGUGAGCUGAUGUUGGAGUUCCCCAGAUUGCUGGAAGGGCUGGUGGGCUUGUUGUUCAGAGCGGAGAGAUACCACGUGCAAGAAGGCGCGGCAUUUGCUCUGAUGAACAUCGCCGGAGGGGGAGGUUCGCUAUGUCAGAGAACGAUCUGUCUGCACCCCAGGGCUCUCGAGGGGAUCGUGGGUCUUUUGUCUCAAGAGCGCAGUACAUUAGUUCUUCUUUACGGAGCCUCGAUGAUUUAUCUCCUAGGAAUUCAUCCGGAUAAUCCAAAGAUCAUCAUGGAGUACCCCGGAGCUCUGGAAGGAGUAGUUCGUGUGCUUCUGAAGACCGAAGUUCCCGUCGCUCAAGCGAGAGCAGCGCUUGCACUUUCGGUUCUUGCAUUGGGAUCGGACACGAAGAACACCAUCGCUGACUUCCCAGAAGCUCUGCCAGGGAUCUUGCAGCUGCUGACACUGGAAGAGUUUCCGGAAGUCCAGGAGUGUGCUGUGACGGCUCUUGCCAGCAUCAUCACCGCAGAAUCAACUCCGAGGAUCCUCGAGUUUCCCAACCUCCCGACCCGGCUACAACUUCUAGCCCAGAGUUAUGAAUUGGCAAUCGUUGCAAUCGUCGAUCUUGAUUACUACAACAAGAAAGAAUCUGCCAAACAGAAUGCUGAGCACUCUUUGGUUCAAAGCAGGAGAGUACCAGAACUCCGACUGCUCAACUUCCCGACCAGCAAUUGAGGCCUCAUGAACUUUGAGUAUCGGAAGUCCCAAAACUUCACCUUGGCGCAUGCGGCUUGCCCACAUUUACAGAGACUUCGAUAAGUGCAGAAGCUGCGGGGUGAUGGCUGAGUUCAAGUCACACGAGUUCAUAGCUUGUCGGAGACAAUCGACAGGGUUGGUCGAGGUUAUCUGUCCUAUGAAAUUCCUUGUCGUCCUGAAGCUUAAGUCAACCUGCUUCAAUCGGGAACAUCAUACACAUCAAAUCCAGAUUUGUUGCGUCGACGAACCUGCACCGGGUUUCUUGACGGUUCAGUUGUCCGGGCUUGACUGUGUAACCUUGGACUGCCUUGUUGCAUCGAGAUUUCGAGAGACCUGUAACAUCAAUAGGAACUGUAAUCUGCUCCCCUGCAGACAUAAACAAAUCUCUUGUUUAUGGUCCCCGAGCUUCACCACUUUGAAAUUAUGAAGGUAGAAUGUACAUUCAUCGCUUCACAAAAUACGAACUAUUUGAAGACCAAAUGUGCAGAACGUGAACUUUCCUAUUGUCACUAGGCUAGUCCGUGUUGAAGAUGAUCAGAUAAGACACUAGAGCCAAAAAACCGAAGAGAGUAUAUUUCAUGCUCACUUGCAUACUCGAUCUGCGUAUAGAAACAGAAGAUUCUCCAAUUUACCUAGAAAACAUGUUGAACUAUAUGGAACACACUCACUUCCGCUAGUUGAAAGUGCAAUGUAAUUAAUCCGUGAAGCUAACGCCCAGAGUACACACUCUAUUU
Messenger RNA from Marchantia polymorpha subsp. ruderalis, 2703 nucleotides. NCBI's taxonomy places the organism in Eukaryota, Viridiplantae, Streptophyta, Marchantiopsida, Marchantiales, Marchantiaceae. The record is from the annotation of a GenBank genome assembly.